ACAUUAGCCAAUAAGGGGAUAUUACAGUAUCGCUUCAUGGGUUUAUUUAGACUGAUUCUACGGUUUGACAAGCAGCUGUAAAGAAAAAAAAACAGAAAGAGAAACUCGGGAAGAUUUUAUAGAGGAGCAUUGUGGACCUACGAAUUGUAUUCUUAUCUAAUUUAUAUCUAUCCAUUGCUCUUUAUAUAUUUUGUAUCACUCCUUCUCCUGAAAAUGAAACUUUGGACUUUUCCCUGGCUGCCUUGCCUGGUGAUACUCAUCUUAUGUUUUGGAUCAGAGUGCGGGACUGUCCGGAGAAAGGGGAGAUCCAAAAGGGACUUGGUGCGUAUCAGGGAGGCGAGAGCCACCUUCCCAGGGGCUUGUGCCACACGUCUGCCGCGGGGCAAACGCUCCUUGCCCGGCAUGGAACGACGGGUGCCUCGCCAGCGUCGGCGCUCCUCUCAGGCGGAGGAGAACUCUCCAAGUCGGGUGAAAGCUGUUUAUUUUACCGGCAGGGGAGACCAACUUCGGCUUAAACCGGGCGUGGAGAUACCGAGAGGGAAUUUUACUCUGGAGAUGUGGAUCAAACCAGAGGGAGGUCAACGAUCUCCUACAGUGAUUGCAGGUCUGUACGAUAAGUGUUUCUACGCCUCCAGCGACCGGGGUUGGCUGCUGGGCAUCCGGGCGGUCAGCGAGCAGGGCAACCGUGACCCACGCUUCUUCUUCUCCCUAAAGACGGACCGUGCCCACAAGGUCACCUCCGUCCACUCCAACGCCCACUACCUGCCCAACACCUGGGCCCACCUGGCAGUCACCUACGACGGGCUCUACAUGAAGCUCUACGUCAACGGCGCCCAGGUGGGCGUCAGCCGUGAACAGUCGGGCAACGUCUUCAGCCAUCUGACCAAGAAGUGCAAGGUGCUGAUGGUGGGCGGGAACGCUCUGAACCAUAACUACCGGGGGACUGUGGAGAGGGUAAGUCUGUGGAGGGAGGCCCGGGGACAGAGGCAGAUAAUCAGGGACAUGCAGGGUCACGAAAAUCCUCAAGAUGCACCUCUACUGGUGAUCAGGGAGACCUUUGAACACCCUGCCCGGAAGUGGCUGACGGUGAAGGAUGGGAGCUUCCCCCAGCCAGAGGAGGGUUGCAGCAGGGUGGGGCAGGCUGGAGCAGGGGUAGGAGAAGGUGGAACUGGAGGGUCUCUGGACACUACCCUGGAACCCCCGCCCUGUGGUCAAACUGUCUGCGACAACGUGGAAGUGAUGACCAACUACAACCGCACCUGGACCUUCCGGAAGUCCAAGACGGUACGUUACCGUGUGGUCAACGUGUGGGACGACGCUCGGCGCCGGCCCACCGUCACGCCUCGUCAGAUACACCUGCAGCACCAGCAACUCAACAACGCCUUCGCCAUCUACAACAUCACCUGGGAGCUGAGCGUCCACAACGUCACCAACUCCUCGCUGCGCCACCGUCUGGUCCUGGCCAACUGUGACAUCAGCAAAGUGGGUGACGAGGCGUGCGACCCAGAGUGCAACCACACGCUGACGGGUUUAGACGCGGGUGACUGUAUUAGGCACCGUAGCCACUGCCCUCAGUCCAAGCAGGGCAACGGGGUGUGCGACCCCGAGUGUAAUUGGGACAACUUCUUCUACGACAACGGAGACUGCUGUAACCCCAAUGUGACGGAUGUGACCAAGACCUGCUUCAACCGCUCCUCUCCACACAGAGCCUAUUUGGAUGUAAAGGAGCUGAAAGAGAUCCUGAAUCUGGAUGGCUCCACUCACCUGAACGUCUUCUUUGCCAACUCGUCUGAUGAAGACCUGGCUGGAGUCGCUACUUGGCCGUGGGACAAAGAAGCAUUAACACAUUUGGGUGGCAUUGUUCUGAAUCCCUCCUUCUACGGCACAUUUGGUCACAACCACACCAUGAUCCAUGAGAUCGGCCACAGUCUCGGGCUGUACCACGUGUUCCGGGGGAUCUCAGAGAUUGAGUCCUGUAACGAUGCAUGUCUGGAGACUGAGCCCUCGUUGGAGACAGGAGAUCUGUGUGAAGACACUAACCCCACGCCCAAGUACAAGCACUGCAGAGACCCCGAGCCUGGCAACGACACCUGUGGGCGUCGCCACUUCACAAACACACCGUACAACAACUACAUGAGCUACGCAGAUGACGACUGUACGAACUCUUUCACCUCCAACCAAGUUGCCCGGAUGCACUGCUACCUGGACCUGAUCUACCAGACGUGGCAGCCCGAUCCCAAGCCACCCCCUGUGCCCAUGGCACCCCAAGUGGUGGAGCAAGAGCAUGCCGCCAUUACCCUGGAGUGGUUCCCGCCUAUUUCCGGCCACUUCUACGACAGAGAAGUGGGAUCAGUGUGUGAUAAAUGCACAGAGGGCCGGGUACUGAUGGAAUACGCAUCCAACUCCUUCCCCCGACCCUGCGCCCCCUCUGGACACUGGAGCCCCCGCGAGGCCGAAGGACCUCCAGACGUGGAGCAGGCAUGUGAGCCCAGCGUGCGUACCUGGAGCCCCAACGCCGGCAUCGAGCAGUGGGUUGUGGGGCUGUCUGAGUGCCCCCUGCAGGGUUGCAUGCUCCAGCUGGAGUUCCCCCACCCACUAGUACCCGACUCCCUCACCGUGUGGGUCACCUUCUUCAGCCCCGAGGAGAUGGCCCUUCCCGCCAUCCACAACAUCCUGCUCCUGACCGUCAGUGGAAACAACCUCUCGUUGGGUCCUAGUAACGUGUUCUGUGAUGCGCCGCUGACGCUGAAGCUGGACGUGGAGGAGGAGGUGUACGGCGUGCAGUUCUUCACCAUGGAGCAGCAUCUGGAGAUUGAUGCCACCCUACUGGCGUCCAAGCCUGACUGCCCGCUGUGCCGCCACUGCAAGCCACUCAUCCACCGACUGCUGCGUCAGCCGCCAUUCUCCCAUACCCCCCAUGGCGUGCUGUUGAACAACCCUGCCAGGCGAUACACUGACAGGGACGUGGUACCAGGCAGUGUGUACACCUACCAGGUCCAAACCAUCUCCGCCCGCAGUGAAAGUGAACCGUCUCCACCCCUCACCCAUCAGCUUGGGGCACCAUACUGCGGAGACGGACGCGUCCAGAGGGCCCAGGGAGAGGAGUGUGAUGAUAUGAACUCCAUGAAUGGAGACGGCUGCUCCAGCCAGUGUGAGAAGGAGCCCUUCUUCAACUGUGUCGAGGAGCCCAGUAUGUGUUACUUCUACGACGGGGACGGAGUGUGUGAGGACUUCGAGCGGGAGACCAGCGUGAGGGACUGUGGCCUGUACACCCCCAGUGGGUUCCUGGACCAAUGGGCCACAACCGUACUGGUGUCCCACCAGGAGAGUCUCUACUGCCCAGCCGAGGUGGCCGCCGGCUACCCUGCCGUCACUAAAACAUGCCAGUCCAAGGUAUUUGACCUUUCUGACGGAGUGUCCCAGUACGCCUGGUUCCCCUGCAGAGAGGCCCUGCAGUCCUCCAGAUACCCUCAGUACUGGCUCAAGGCCAACUUCUCCCACCCCAUGGUGGCUGCUGCUGUGAUAAUCCACCUAGCUGCAGAUGGUACGGGCUACAUCGACCAGACGCAGUGCAACAUCACUGUUAAACUGGUGGACACCAAGGAGGUCAUCCACAGCUUAGGCGAUUGGCGUCUGAGCUGCAGGACCAACCCCCUGGUAAUCCCAGUGAGCCAUGACCUGAGUGUGGCCUUCUACCACACCAAGUCCAUCCUGGUCCAGUUCCGCUCCCACCUGGUAGCCAUCUCUGGCGUGGGCCUGCGCUCCUUCCAGUUCUUUGACCCAAUCACCAUCAGCGGGUGCCAGAGCAACGAGAUCUACAACCCCAUGGGUCAGAGCUGUGUCCAUUACUCGUGUGAGGCCAUCGACUGCCAGGAUCCGCUGAUCCGCAAUGCAGAGCUCAAGUGCAGCAGUCUGGGCUUCUUCAACGGAGCUCGCUGCACCAUCACCUGUAACUCUGGCUACGUCCUGCAGGUCCACAGAGACGAUGACAUCAUCAAGACUCAGUCGGACUCAACAGUGACCAUCACCUGUGCAGAUGGAAAGUGGAAUAAGCAGGUGUCGUGUGAGCCAGUAGACUGUGGCCUACCAGACAAGUACCACGUCCACCCAGCCCACUUUAACUUCCCAGAGGGAACUACUUAUGGCAAGAGGAGUACCUUCCAGUGCAGGGAGCCUGCCCAGCUUGUAGGUUCUAACAACACCCUGACGUGUCUGGAGGAUGGUCUGUGGUCGUUCCCCGAGGCGCUGUGUGAGCUGCGCUGUCCGGCAUCGCCCCAUGUGCCCAACGCCAUGCUGCAGACCAAGCGCUGCAACGACACAGGCCUCAAAGUGGGCUCCCUCUGCAAGUACAAGUGCAAGCCGGGCUACCACGUCACCAACAAGCCCAAAAGGCGAGCAUUUAAGCGUCAGUGCACGGAGGACGGCAGCUGGCUGGAGGGGGCGUGCGAACCGGUGACCUGUGACCCUCCGCCCGCCAUCUUCCACGGCAUGUACCAGUGCACCGACGGCUUUCGCUUCGACAGCACCUGCUGGAUCAACUGCCCCAGAGCCAACCACACGGUGAGACCGCUGCACACCGCUCCAUGCAAGCAGGGGCCCAGCACCAAUGUGAUCCGUUGUAGGAAGGACGGCAACUGGACUGGUUCCUUCAAGCUCUGUCCUCAGAGCAAGGGACAGUGCUCUCUACCUCAAAACCUUAACCCUAGCAUACGAGUCAGCUGCAAGAAGGGACAUGGAAUAGGUGAGGAGUGUGAGCUGACGUGCAGGGACAAUAACAGCGACGUGGUGAUCCUGCUUAGCAACAUGACCGCAGACAGCAUGCGCAAGGAGCACUGGAGAAACCCACCCAAAGUCAAGAAUAUAGUGUGUACAAUGGGACUGAAGUGGUAUCCACACCCAGAGGUGCUCCACUGCAUCAAAAGAUGUGAUCCGUUCAUUGGAGACAAUUACUGUGACUCGGUCAACAACAGAGCCUUCUGUAACUACGACGGAGGGGACUGCUGCCACUCCACCGUCAAGACCAAGAAGGUAAUCCCGUUCCCCAUGUCCUGUGACAUACGGGAAGACUGUGCCUGCCGAGACCCCAAAGCUGCAGAGAACAGGAAAGAAGAGCACGUCCACUCCCUGGGCUCUUGUCUUCGACACUGUCUUGUGUCGUCAUCCUCAUCAAUGUCAUUACACAGUCCGGAGACCAGAAACAGUGACUCUCCGAGAAAGGGAUAUGACAGUCUUUACAGAAUGUGACUGCUUCUGUGUCAACAUGUACACAGCCCAUGAUGUAUGGUCUGGCUUUAAGUCUUCUGAUGUGUUCUCUGUACUGGGCAAGGUACUGUUCCAAAGCCAUAAAGCCAGGAUGUUAUGAAAUGAAGUUUCAGAUGUGAUGUUUUGUAUACGAGAACAUCGCCUCUCUACUGUAAGCCACCACAGCAUACCUUCGCUGUACCUCAUGCCUGUAAUGUUUGCUGCUUCUAUAUGUUGGUAUUUAGUGAUAUUUGCGUCUCUUAGCAAUGGUGUAAAUAGUAGAACUAUUUAUUGAGAGUGUGUUAUACUUUUUUAAGUUAUAUUUAAUGUUCAUGUAAAUUAUUUUUUACAUUGCUCUUAUAAACAGACAUAUUGGUUGUGAGUUAAAAACUUCUUUUUUUUCUCUUCCUUUAAUUGUCAUUUUAUUUCUGUCACAAUGCCGUUGUCACAAAGCGCUGGUCAAGGUCGUUGUCUCAUUGGUCACUGGGGUAGAUAGACACUACUCUCGCCCAAUGAGAAUUCCCCACAUGUUUAUGCAGUGCACAAGUAUAAUUUCUUUCAUUUCUAUAUUGCAAAUCCAGAAUGUUCUGUCAUUUUCCACAUUUUAUUUUAUUCGAUAACUCUUCAAUAGUAAACCGAACUUGCUCUAAGGGGAGAACCUAUAUCAUGUUGAAGUAGGUAGAUCCAUACUCAAUGAACUCUGAGGAGUGGUCAGGCAAUCGGGGGGUGCUCCAGGUGGGUUGAUGAUAGAGGGGCUAGAGAAGGGGUGGGAUGGGUGGAGGUGGGCUGCUUUUCCUGGCGAUCCUGGGUAUUUGUCCAGGUGUAAAAACUGUGUACACACAGGGCUGCCCCUGGGCCAGGACCGAUGAGUCUAAGUUUCUCUUGGAGACGGCGGCUGUUCACUGCAGCACUCCCCUCCUGACACUCCGGGCCAUCCGUCACUGUCAGGCAGAAGAAACGGCAGGCUGGCGUAGCGGUCAGGUCGGAUAGGGAAUGCCUUGGAGGUGAGGUGGGCCGCAUGGAAGAGCAGGGAGGAGGGAGAACUGGAAUACUACCUAACAUAUGAGCCCUAGUGCAGCAGGUUGAGGAACUGCUCUGUCCUUCACUGUCAGACCAGAGGAGUAAAAUACAUUUGAAAUGCAUGGCAGAGAGUCCGUUUCAAUGUCUUUACAUUAGUGGUGGAAAAAGUACCCAAUUGUCAUACUUGCGUAAAAGUAAAGACACCUUCAUAGAAAAUGACUCAAGUAAAAGUGAAAGUCACCCUGUAAAAUACUACUUGAGUAAAAGUCUAAAAGUAUUUGGUUUUAAAUAUACUGAAGUAUCAAAAGUAAAAGUAUAAAUCAUUUACAAUUCCUUAUAUUAAGCAAAUCAGAUGGCACCAUUUGCUUUUUUUUUACGGAUAGCCAGGGGCACACUCCAACACACAAAUGAAGCAUGUGUGUUUAGAGAGCCAGAUUAGAGGCCGUAGGGAUGACCAGUAAAAAGUACAUUAUUUUCUUAGGAAUGUAGUGAAGUAAAAGUUGUCAAAAAUAUUAAUAGUAGAGUACGGAUACACAAAAAACGACAUAAGUCGUACUUUAAAGUAUUUUUUACUUAAGUACUUUACACCACCGCUUUACAUAGAGUAGACAUAACUUAUUUUAGUCCAUUAUUGUGAAUGGGAGGGGAUUCUCACAAACACAAACUAGCUACAAACCAGACAUGAGUAAACAGUUGAAAUUCUGUGGUGUUAGCUAGCUUUGCUAAAAGCAGUAAACUUUAUUCAAGUACCUCUCACAGGCUCCUGAUUAAAGAAUGGUCCACUUGUGUUAAUUUCUUAUUCCCACGCACAAAAAUGAAUGGUCCUUUUCUAAGUGGAAAGUAUAAAAUCUAGUAUAUACAUAUUAUGUGGAUAUUUAGUGGAAUUAUUGCAAUGUUUCGUACCCGAUUGUUCAGCAUAUAUAUUUUAAGAUGUAAAUUAUAUUCUAUGAUGAUUGUAUUUGCAAAACCAUGUAUUAUCUGUUUGGGGUAGCUCUUGGAUUUUUACCAGAGGCAUUAUAAGAAAAAUACAUUGUGCAUUGUCUACCAUUUGAAGUACCACCUGAAAGUACAAAAUAAUACUAAUACCAUAAUGCACAGGCUUUAUACAAACACUGUUGUCAAUUGUCUUAAAACAGUCAUAUACAAAAUCAAACGUCAUUUAUUUGUUGUCAAGAUGAAUAAAGCGUCAUGUGGUCAGUU
Molecule: messenger RNA, 7461 nt
Organism: Oncorhynchus nerka (sockeye salmon)
Lineage: Eukaryota; Metazoa; Chordata; Actinopteri; Salmoniformes; Salmonidae
Product: pappalysin-1-like
Biological process (GO): proteolysis; cell surface receptor signaling pathway
Molecular function (GO): metalloendopeptidase activity; protein binding
Source: RefSeq, a predicted model, not a curated record